UUAAAGUAUUGAAAGAUUCCGUGUGCGUUUGUACGUCUCACCUACUCUCGUUUUCGAAUAACUUUUAAGUUAGAAGCGCUAGCGGACUCUGGCUGGGGGGCGGGCCGAGGUGCAGCCUGUAAUGUGAUAGCAGCUCCGCUCUGAAAUCUGGUACACACACGCACACACACACACACCCAUACACACACACGCCGCUGCAGCGCUGCGCGCAGAGCCGGAGCAGGAGGACAGCGUGCCGGAGACGCUGUGAUCCGCAGAGCACGCAUGCCCCACGGCUGGUGCCUGACGCCGGGCGAACUUGAAGCCACAUUCAGCCCACGGAGGAUCGGCGUGCAGCGGUUCCGCACGGCCGCCUCUUAGCUUGUCAUUUUGUUGCACAUAAAUCGGAGCGACUUGAAAAGCAGGGGAGAGAGAGAGAGAGAGAGGAGACGCGGAAACAUCGCAUGUCAGUGGAUUCAGAAGUAACCAAAACGCACGAUUCAGGCAUCAGAGGAGCGACACCGCCAGCGCUGCGGAGCCGCACGGAUCUGCGGCGUUUUCAAAGCGCUUCGGUUACGCGUGAAUAGAAAACGGAGCUUCACUCCCAUCUCUGCUGGUGAUUUUCAGCAACUCGGCGAUUCACUAGUCACUAGUGUUUCACGUGGAUUAAGAAAAAGAAAGCUGGACUGAAAUAGAAGCGCAUUCAGAUGCGUCUACAGAAGUGAAGAUAAAGGUGAGAGAGUGAGAGAGCGGACUGGUGUGCGCUGAGAGCCCGGGGCUGAUCGAGGUCUUUUUUGGAGGAUAAGUGAGCCGAUCGGAAAGGAAAACAUCUGUUUUAGUGCCACUAGGAGACAGGAGAAGGAAAGGGUGAGGAUCCCCAGCAAAGAUGGAUCUAUAUACCACACGGGCUGGAUUUCUAUUACUUCUGUCUUUAAUGUCUACAGCGCAGGGAAAUGAAGGUGGUGGAUGUGGCGGUCAGCUGGAUGCUAGCGAUGCCGGCUACAUCACAUCCCCCGGCUACCCCCUCGAGUACCCGGCCCACCAGAACUGCCUCUGGGUGAUCACAGCCCCUGAGCCCUCACAGCGGAUCGUUCUCAACUUCAACCCCCACUUUGAGCUGGAGAAGCUGGACUGCAGGUACGACUUCAUUGAGAUACGUGAUGGGAAUUCGGAGUCUGCUGACCUGCUGGGGAAGCACUGUAGCAACAUCGCCCCGCCCCCCAUCGUAUCCUCUGGGCCCGUGCUGCACAUCAAGUUCGUCUCCGACUACGCCCACCAGGGGGCGGGCUUCUCGCUGCGCUACGAGAUCCUGCGCACAGGUUCAGACUUCUGCUCUCGGAACUUCACCAGCCAGUCCGGCGUGAUUGAAUCGCCAGGGUUCCCCGACAAGUACCCCCACAACCUGGAGUGCAACUUCAUAAUCAUUGCCCCUCCGCGCAUGGACAUAAUCCUCACCUUCCUGACCUUUGACCUGGAAAACGAUCCCCUGAUAAUCGGCGAGUCGGACUGCAAGUAUGACUGGCUGGAGUUGUGGGACGGCCUGCCACAAGUGGGGCCAAUGAUCGGACGUUACUGUGGCACCAAGCCCCCACCCGAGAUCCACUCAUCCACGGGCCUGCUGUCGCUCACCUUCCACACGGACAUGGCGGUAGCGAAGGAUGGCUUCUCGGCUCGAUACAACAUGACGCAAAAGCAAAUCAGCAACAGUUUCCACUGCAGCACUCCUUUCGGCAUGGAGUCCAAGAAGAUCUCGGACGAGCAGAUAACCGCCUCUUCGUCCUACAUGGAUGGGCGCUGGUCACCCCGCCAGGCGCGUCUCAACAAUGAUGACAAUGCCUGGACGCCCAGCGAAGACAGCAACAAAGAGUACAUCCAGGUGGACCUGAAUUUCCUGAAAGUGCUGACCGGCAUCGCCAGCCAGGGCGCCAUCUCCAAGCAAACGCAGACCUCCUACUUUGUUACCACCUUCAAGCUGGAGGUCAGCACCAACGGCGAGGACUGGAUGAUGUAUCGCCACGGGAAAAACCACAAGAUCUUUCACGCCAACACGGACCCCACAGAGGUGGUCCUGAACCGCAUCCCACAGCCCGUCUUGGCUCGAUUUGUCCGCAUCCGGCCACAGAGCUGGCAGAAUGGGAUCGCACUACGCUUCGAGCUCUACGGCUGCCAGAUCACAGACGCCCCCUGCUCGGAGAUGCAGGGCAUGCUCUCCGGCCUGCUCCCCGAGGCCCAGAUCUCCGCCUCCUCCACACGGGACCUCCACUGGAACCCCGGUGAGGCCCGGCUGGUGGGCAGCCGUUCCGGCUGGUUCCCGAGCUCCACCCAGCCGCCAGCGGGACAGGAGUGGCUGCAGGUGGACCUGGGCUCCCCCCGUAGGGUGCACGGCAUCAUCACGCAGGGGGCGCGUGGCGGCGACGGCGGCUCCAGUGCAGAGAACCGAGCCUUCGUGCGGAAGUACCGGGUAGCUCAUAGCCUGACCGGCAGGGACUGGACCUUCGUCAUGGACACCAAGACCAGCCAGCCCAAGAUCUUCGAAGGGAACACCCACUACGACGCCCCAGAAGUGCGCCGCUUUGAGGAGAUUCCUGCCCAAUUUGUCCGCAUCUACCCUGAGAAAUGGUCCCCGGCGGGUAUCGGGAUGAGGAUGGAGGUGCUGGGCUGCGAGCUGCAAGAAACCACUUCACUGGCCAGCAGUAUUACGCCCACAUCACCCGUUCCUGCAGAGAGUGGCACGACACAGAGAGUGGUGUCUGCUCCGACCACUACCCCCUCCUCACUGGGUGACGUGUGUAACUUCGAGAGAGGUCUGUGCGGCUGGACUCACGACCCAUCGUCUGGCCUGAACUGGUCCCAGCGUGGUACCGGAGGCAGGGAUCACCUUGCAGGCUCUGACGAAUCUGGGAGUUACCUGUCCGUGGAGGCCAGCCCCAAGACAGCAGGCCAGCGGGCCCGACUGCAGAGUCCCGAAGUGGGGCCCGAGCGUGGCCCCUUCUGCCUGCUCUUCUCCUAUCAGCUGCAAGGGGAGGGCGUGGGCAGCCUGCGCGUGCUGCUCCGUGCCGCCGAUGGCGACGAGACGCAGCUGUGGGUGCUGCAGGGAGACCAGGGGCACGCUUGGAAACAAGGCAGAGUCACCCUGCCCCGCUCGCCCAGGCAAUACCAGGUCAUCAUGGAGGGAGCCCUAGACUACGCAAACAGGGGGCACAUCUGGAUUGAUAACAUCCACAUGAGCUCCGGCACGCCCCUGGACGAGUGCAGCCAGCCGUUCGAGGCCUUCCCCGCUGAUGUGCCCGGUCGGAGGCCCGUAUACAUAGAGAAGGAGCGGCCUUUCGUCAUUGGUCACACCGAAGCAGACCCCCUGUUCCUGGGGUGGAGCACGCCGGGCCCCACGUUGGAGCCCCCGGUGACUCGCGUCCUGGAUAAGGACAGCGCCUGGCUGUACACGCUGGACCCCAUCCUGCUCACCAUCAUCGUGAUGAGCUCGCUGGGCGUGCUGCUGGGCGCCGUCUGCGCCGGCCUCCUCCUCUACUGCUCCUGCUCCUACGGGGGCCUGGGCUCCCGCGGCUCCACCACGCUGGAGAACUACAACUUCGAGCUCUACGACGGCAUCAAGCACAAGGUCAAGCUCAACCAGCAGAGAUGCUGCUCCGAGGCCUGAGGACAGGGGUGGGGGCAUCGUGGGGGAGGGGAGUGCCGGUCCCUGCACAGCCCCCCCCCACCAUGUUCAUUCACCAGAAACUCACCCCUCUUUUCCAUUCUCAGUUGGCUGGGGGGGGGGGUGGUCACAAGGAAACCAUGUCGCUCUGAGUCACCUGCUACUGAAAUGGAUCCGACUGUGCAGAAUCAGAACCACAGGACCCAGAGGGGAGCCCGCUCUUUGGAUGCUGAAAAAAAUAUACAAAACAUAUCAACUUUGAAUGCCUAUCCAAAAAAGAAAUAUAUAUAUAUAAAUAUAAAUAUAGAUUUUUAAAGAUUGACUUUUUAAGCAGGUGGAUGACCUUAGAAACCUGUGCGGAGGGGUGGGAUCUCGGUCAGCUCCGUGUUUUUAGACACUCUCCUGUUUUAGACCCGUGUCUUGGCGAUGUUCUUCGUUCCGUUUUCCCUGUUAUCCGAGCCACUUUGAGACGUAAUUGUUCUGUGACGACCGCCGCGGCCAAUUCGCUUUCUUACGUUUCGGUCUUAUUGCAGCUUGUGAUGUUUUUGUUCCACAUUGUUGCCCGUUGGGGGAGGGAGGGGUGGGAUUCUGUCUUAUUAAAGGGGAGCACUCCGGCUGUGUGUUAGGCUUAGCGUAAGGACUGUCUUAUGGGGGGGGGGGUCCCUUCUAGAAAGGACUGUUUUUUUUUUUUUUUUAAAUGCGUCAUGUACCGGCAACGUUUACUUCAUUGCAACCUAUGGAUUGCUGACGGCGGGACAUGCCAGGAGGAUUGUGGGCCGCGUGGCCGCCAGUGGCUCAAGGGAAGAGACGGGUUACGACCCCCCAAGAAUUCUGGUCACCACCCCCCUUGAAGAUGAGGGCAGCGGAGGGAUGAAAGCCAGUUUUUUGGACACACUUAGGAGCCUUAAGCUAACUGUGUUUGGAGGAGAGCCAUCACGAAGCACCACAUCCUGGAUUAAAGACAAAAUGGAAACUACCGCUGGCCGUGCAGAUGCCGCCGCAUCCUGUCCACACCAGCCGGUUCAGCCCUGUGACAGCGUCCGUCACGGGGGAGAGCGCAUACCCGUCCACCAUCACCAAGGCAAGUAGGCCUCGGUGCACCUACACGGUCACGUCCGUGAUUGGCUGAUCGUGGUGGGCGAUGGGGAUAGAGUCGUGCUUCUGCCCCCUGCUGGUUUCAGCAGACUCUUUUCCAAGUGCCUUGGAUUUCACUUGACUCGGUUCCCACUGAGCUGAGAUAGUAUUACCUCUUCUGUCUGGGACAGGGGGCACGGACAAAAUAAGCAAGGAAGGAAGGAUGGGAAGAAGCUUCCGGCACUGGUCAGAUGCUCAGUCGAUGUUUGUAGACUUUGUACAGAAAUGUCUUUUUUAAUUAUUAUUAUAAUUAUUGUUAUUAUUUAAUAAAGCGUUGGUAACACAUAAAA
Molecule: messenger RNA, 5055 nt
Organism: Brienomyrus brachyistius
Lineage: Eukaryota; Metazoa; Chordata; Actinopteri; Osteoglossiformes; Mormyridae
Product: neuropilin-2-like
Biological process (GO): vascular endothelial growth factor signaling pathway; angiogenesis; axon guidance
Cellular component (GO): membrane
Molecular function (GO): vascular endothelial growth factor receptor activity; semaphorin receptor activity
Source: RefSeq, a predicted model, not a curated record